Molecule: messenger RNA, 149 nt
Organism: Racocetra fulgida
Lineage: Eukaryota; Fungi; Glomeromycota; Glomeromycetes; Diversisporales; Gigasporaceae
Source: the annotation of a GenBank genome assembly
GGGGGGGUUGCCGACUAAAUUUUUGAAAGAGGCAAAAAAAUACCACAUCAAUCAAUAUCAAAAAGUAACUUUAGCCAAUCAAGAUACACUUUUUAUCCAUGAUACUCAAGAAUUAAAAACUUUUUCUAAUUCUGCCAGCCAUCGACGAG